AUGUCACCGGGGCACCGUCUGGACCGGCGGAAGAGUUGCGCACUGAAGGUGUCCUGGCAGGACGGGCAGCAGCGCCUGCGCACUGAGGGAGAUUCCUGGCCGGACAUGCGGCAGCGCAUGCGCACUGAGGGAGACGCAGGCGGGACAGGCAGGGGCGCUUGCGCACUGCAGCGGCGAGCAGGAGCGCGCCGAGCGGUUCCCGCCGCCCGUCAGUCGCCGGUCCCGUACGUCACAGCCGGUUGCCGGCCCGGUCUCCGGCCGACGGUAACGGGUCACCGAUCGACCGCUGAACGGCAGGCUGCCGGGCACGGAAUGGCCAUGUCGGUGCGGUUCACGGUGACACCGACCCGCGCCGAGGACGUACCGGGACUGGGGGGCAGCCCCGAUGUCGCCGGCGGCGGAGGCGAUGCGGCCGACCGGAUGCAGGACGGCGAGACGGCGGCAUCGCAGGGAGUUGGCGACCCGGGACAAUCAGCGAGCGGCGCAGUGGAAACGGGGGAAGAUCCCAUGCGAUCUAUAUUUUCAGACCAGCUUAUGAUGAUCAACCUUCUCAAAGGCCUUGCUAAAGUCCACCUUGACAACACCCACUUCCCUACCACUUUGAAGAACUCCAAGAGAUUUGUUCGAUGUCAGUCCCCACUCACAAAGACAGACAUCACCACCAUCAUCCUGUUUGGCGCCUGUGUGGACGGAGUCGUUCUCCGCGACAAGUUCGGAGGGGCGGUGAACGGGACGCUGGUGGUGGGAACCCUGUCCUGGCCGACCCACUGGGUGAUAGUUGUUGGCUCUUUCUUCUCCACGUGUGGGGCAGGGCUGCAGAGCCUGACCGGAGCCCCUCGAUUGCUGCAGGCCAUCGCCAGGGACAACAUCGUCCCCUUCCUGCAGAUAUUUGGCAGGGAGAAGGGGAACGGAGAGCCCACUUGGGCCUUGUUGCUGACGGCGGCCAUUGCUGAGCUGGGAAUCCUCAUCGCCUCGCUGGACAUGGUGGCCCCCAUCCUCUCCAUGUUCUUCCUGAUGUGCUACCUGUUUGUGAACCUGGCCUGCGCCCUGCAAACUCUCCUCCGCACCCCCAACUGGAGGCCUCGCUUCCGAUACUACCACUGGAGCCUCUCAUUUCUGGGGAUGAGCCUGUGCUUGGCCCUGAUGUUCAUCUCCUCUUGGUACUACGCCAUAGUGGCCAUGCUCAUCGCUGGGAUGAUCUACAAGUACAUUGAGUUCCAGGGGGCAGAGAAGGAAUGGGGAGAUGGGAUCCGGGGUCUUUCCCUCAGCGCCGCCAGGUACGCACUACUCCGACUGGAAGAGGGACCGCCCCACACCAAGAAUUGGAGACCCCAGCUGCUGGUCCUGCUGAAGCUGGACGAGGACCUGCACGUCAAGUACCCGCGCCUCCUCACCUUCGCGUCGCAGCUGAAGGCGGGCAAGGGUCUCACCAUCGUGGGCUCCAUGAUCACCGGCAACUUCCUGCAGAGCUACGGGGAGGCGGCUGCCGCAGAGCAGACCAUCAAGGCCCUGAUGAGCAGGGAGCGGGUGAAGGGUUUCUGUCAGGUGGUCGUGGCAGCCAAGGUACGUGAGGGCAUCUCCCACCUGAUCCAGUCCUGUGGGCUGGGUGGGAUGAAGCACAACACCGUGGUGCUGGGCUGGCCCAACUGUUGGAGGCAAAGCGAGGACCCCCGUGCCUGGAAAACCUUUAUUGGUACGGUGCGGGUGACCACGGCCGCCCAGCUGGCCCUGCUCGUGCCCAAGAACAUCAGCUUCUUCCCGGGGAAUGGGGAGCCUUUCACCGAGGGCACUGUCGACGUCUGGUGGAUUGUGCACGAUGGGGGGCUGCUCAUGUUACUGCCCUUCCUGCUACGCCAGCACAAGGUGUGGCGGAAGUGCAGCAUCCGUAUCUUCACGGUGGCCCAAAUGGAGGACAACAGCAUCCAGAUGAAGGCGGACUUGGCCACCUUCCUGUACCACCUGCGCAUCGAGGCCCAGGUCGAGGUGGUGGAGAUGCACGAUAGCGACAUUUCGGCCUACACCUACGAGAGGACGCUAAUGAUGGAGCAGCGAUCCCAGAUGUUGCGCCAGAUGAGGCUGUCAAAAACUGAAAGAGACCGAGAGGGAAUCACCAGCUCCUUCAGCAGUCUGCCUGUCCCACAAGCGCAGCUGGUAAAGGAUCGGAACUCGACGCUGCGGCUGGCCAGCCUGGGCUCCGACGAGGAGGACGAGGCCGACGGAAUUCCCGACCGGAUCCAGAUGACCUGGACCCGGGACCGGUACCAGGAACCGCAGCGGAGCCGAUGCCAGACCCCCGAUGGCUUCCGGGACCUGAUGGACAUACGCCCUGACCAAUCCAAUGUCCGGCGGAUGCACACGGCGGUCCGGUUGAACGAGGUCAUCGUCAACAAGUCACACGAUGCACGGCUGGUUCUGCUCAACAUGCCAGGCCCUCCAAGGAACAGCGAUGGCGAUGAGAACUACAUGGAGUUCCUGGAGGUGCUGACCGAGGGACUGGAGCGAGUGCUGCUGGUCCGAGGGGGGGGCUGCGAGGUUAUCACCAUCUACUCCUAGCCCCCUCGGCGCACAGCAAGAUCCCAGCACCGGCUGGACCGGGCCACAGAAUGGGCUGUGGUUGUGGUGGGGAGACACUUACUGGGGAAGAGUGAGGGAGGGGGAGAGAUGGGAAAAGGAGAGGUUAUGAAGGGAGAGUUGGGGAGAAGGAAGGAGAAUGUGGGAG
This is a messenger RNA of Hypanus sabinus (Atlantic stingray), 2719 nucleotides long. RefSeq names its product solute carrier family 12 member 6-like. Gene Ontology annotation, molecular function: potassium:chloride symporter activity. Gene Ontology annotation, cellular component: membrane. NCBI's taxonomy places the organism in Eukaryota, Metazoa, Chordata, Chondrichthyes, Myliobatiformes, Dasyatidae. The record is from RefSeq and is a predicted model, not a curated record. The transcript has 18 exons. Gene Ontology annotation, biological process: potassium ion import across plasma membrane; chloride ion homeostasis; potassium ion homeostasis. The coding region runs from base 1 to 2553 and encodes 850 amino acids.